ACACGUUUAAUGUCAGUUAGCUAUGAAGCCGUCGGCGAAGAGAGCGUGAAACUACCUUUCAAUUAUUGUAUCAUGAUAAAGACUAUGUAUACUAUAUUUUGUAGUUAUUUGUGUAUAAAUACGAAUUUGCAUUCGAAAACAUAAAUUAGUUCAUUCGCCGCUGUUAAAUUGUGCAGUUCAUUAUGAGUUUAGCCGAUAAAGUUGUUAUUGUAACCGGCGCUAGUUCGGGUAUUGGUGCUGCGACUGCUGUGGAGUUUGCCAAAGUCGGUGCUAAAGUAGCAUUGGUAGGACGUAAUGAGGCAAAUCUAAAAGCCACUGAAGUAUCCUGCAAAGCAGCCAACAACAAAGCUGAGUUACUACCCAUCAUUGCUGACGUCACUGUGGAUGCGGAGCGCAUUAUAAAAACCACCGUUGAUAAGUUUGGCAAAUUGGACGUUUUAGUUAAUAAUGCUGGUUACGCUGAAGCCGGUAAUAUUCUGGAUAUUGACGUUGAUCAAUUCGAUCGUGUAAUGAAUACAAACUUACGUUCGGUUUUCCUUCUAACCAAACUUGCUGCGCCAUAUCUCAUCAAGACUCAAGGUAGUAUUGUGAAUGUCUCCAGUGUCGGCGGAAUACGUGCAGUCCCUGGUGUUUCGUCCUAUUGCACUGCCAAGGCCGGUCUUGAUCAGUUCACACAUUGUAUUGCUUUGGACUUGGCGCCGCAUAAAGUGCGUGUGAAUGUCGUAAAUCCUGGUACUAUCGUCACUAACUUCCAGAGACGUAUGGGCAUGACAGAGGAGCAGUAUGCUCAACAUUUGGAGCGUAGUAAGGAAACUCACGCGCUUGGUCGCGCUGGUGAGGCGAAGGAAGUGGCCGACGCCAUUCUUUUCUUGGCGAGUGACAGUGCAAGCUUUAUAACGGGUGCCAGUCUACCCAUUGAUGGUGGAAGACAUGUCAUGUGCCCGCGUUAAGAGGCAAAUUAAAUAUUUCAUUUGUGUGAAUUAUGUUCAUUUAUUUAUG
Messenger RNA from Ceratitis capitata (Mediterranean fruit fly), 999 nucleotides. Its product is annotated as 3-oxoacyl-[acyl-carrier-protein] reductase FabG-like. The record is from RefSeq and is a predicted model, not a curated record. Bases 183 to 950 code for a protein of 255 amino acids. Gene Ontology annotation, molecular function: oxidoreductase activity. Lineage: Eukaryota; Metazoa; Arthropoda; Insecta; Diptera; Tephritidae. The transcript has a single exon.